Messenger RNA from Brenthis ino (lesser marbled fritillary), 288 nucleotides. The record is from the annotation of a GenBank genome assembly. Lineage: Eukaryota; Metazoa; Arthropoda; Insecta; Lepidoptera; Nymphalidae.
AUGCCGAAAUCAAGUACAAGUCAACGAAAAAAUAAAAGUAGGACAUGUGAACGUUCUCCGAGCCCUGGGCUGCUCCAACAACUCCAGGCGAUUGUUUCUCGUCUGAAUGUGUUGGAAGACAAUUCCAGGUUAGGUUCAACUAGUGUGGCUACCAUUGGCGGGCAGCCCGUAGUGGAGUCGCCGGGUCCGGCGGUUGGCACCAUAGUGUCGCGUGCACCAUCUACAUCGCGAACGACGUGUGUGACGCCUCCACUGCCGUCUGUGCACGCUUCGCAGGUCCUCCGCCAA